Aspergillus terreus NIH2624 is the source of this 2493-nucleotide messenger RNA. Its product is annotated as ubiquitin ligase complex subunit HRD3. Bases 1 to 2493 code for a protein of 830 amino acids. The record is from RefSeq and is a predicted model, not a curated record. Gene Ontology annotation, molecular function: protein binding. Gene Ontology annotation, biological process: ERAD pathway. NCBI's taxonomy places the organism in Eukaryota, Fungi, Ascomycota, Eurotiomycetes, Eurotiales, Aspergillaceae. Gene Ontology annotation, cellular component: endoplasmic reticulum membrane. The transcript has 4 exons.
AUGAAGAACUUGUGGUUGUGGCGCCUCUUGCCCUGGGCGCUUCUGCUUGUUCAGGCAAUCCUCAUUCAAGCCAGUGACUCAUUUGAUACGCCGCCAGUAGGCGUCACGCCAGAGCAACAGCAGCCUCUAGGCGCAUCCUCCGAGCAUCCGGAUACUCGACCUCGAAAUGAACAUGUCGAAAAUGCCCUUAAAAUCCUCAAUGACCCCAAGAUCGCUGUCGCCAUUCCUGAGAAGCCAUCGGGCCUUACGGGAAACGCCUUAUAUUACGCCAAAGAGUUAUUCCGCAUUUUGUUCAUGAAUGGGCCGUCUUCAGAUAGUAUACAGAGACAGAAGAUCCACCCCAAGGUCGCGAAGGCCGUCCAAGAAUUGAGAAUCGCCGCGCAGGAUGACCACGACCCCGACGCAAUGUUCCUCCUCGCGGAGAUGAACUUCCACGGCAACUUCACACACCCUCGCGAUUUCCGGGAAGCGUUCCACUGGUACCAGCACCUUGCCUCCUUGACUGGCAACAGCACGGCUCAGUAUAUGAUCGGGUUCAUGUACGCGACGGGGAUUGGCGGCGGAGUGGAGCGCGACCAGGCGAAGGCUAUGUUGUACCAUACCUUUGCGGCCGAGGCAGGAAACACGAGAUCGGAAAUGACGCUGGCGUACCGUAACCACGCUGGCAUCGGGACACCGAAAAACUGUGAUGAGGCUACGUACUACUACAAGAAGGUCGCAGACAAGGCCAUCGAGUACUUCCGAUCUGGUCCGCCGGGCGGCCGCAACAUGAUGCGGGAGUCGUACCGGUGGGCGGAUGAAGAGGGUGGCGUUUAUGGAGAGGGGGCCAGCGUGUCUAGCUCCGGACCCAAUGCGCUCCGCGACUCCGCGCAAUCCAGCACUGAUGCUAGCUUGGAGGAUGUUCUGGAGUACUUGGAUCUGAUGUCCCGCAAGGGUGAACUGAAGGCGACGUUUAGUCUCGGAAAGAUGCAUUACGAAGGCACCCGAGGUCUGCCGAGGAACUUUCGAAAGGCGAUGAAGUACUUCAAGUUGAUCACGAAACGGUACUGGAACAAGGAUGGAUCGGUCAACCCCAACCACCCUCUCGGCGUGGAGAAGUUGGCCUCAAAAGCUGCCGGUCAUAUCGGCUUGAUGUACCUUCGCGGAGAGGGCGUGGAGCAGAACUUUGCAACUGCGUUGGUCUGGUUUAAGCGGGGAGUCGCCAACGGCGACGCUCUCUGUCAGCAUGAGAUGGGUCUCAUGUAUCUUCACGGUUACGGUGUUCCGCAGGAUGCGUUCCGGGCUGCCUCAUACUUCAAGUCUGCGGCAGAUCAGGACUUACCCGCGGCGGAGACGCGCUUGGGUGCGCUGUUCCUGGACCAAGGCGAUGUCCCAACAGCCACGCGGUAUUUCGAGCUGGCUGCGCGCUGGGGAUGGAUGGAGGCCUUCUACUACCUUGCUGAGAUGUCGAACAAUGGGGUUGGCCGGCAACGACACUGCGGCAUGGCGGCUUCGUAUUACAAGAUGGUUGCGGAGCGAGCCGAGGCGAUCCACUCUGCGUUUGGUGAAGCGAACACUGCUUAUGAAACCGGUGACAAGGAACGGGCUCUCGUUGCGGCUAUGAUGGCCGCAGAACAGGGAUACGAGAAUGCCCAAGCCAACGUAGCAUUCCUGCUUGAUGAGCAGCGCUCGUUGCUGUCUCUUGAUUCGAUCGUGCCUGGGCUGAAGAAGCCGCGAUCGCCUCUCUUACGGAAUGCUGCAUUGGCUCUAAUUUAUUGGACGCGUUCUUCCAAACAGGCCAAUAUUGACUCGUUGAUCAAGAUGGGCGACUAUUACCUGAGUGGGACCGGCAUCGCGGCUGAUGCUGAGAAGGCUUCGACUUGCUACCAUACGGCAGCUGAGGCUCACUACAGUGCACAAGCAUAUUGGAACCUUGGGUGGAUGCACGAAAAUGGUAUUGCGGUGCAUCAGGACUUCCAUAUGGCCAAGCGAUAUUAUGAUCUGGCCUUGGAGACGAGCCCGGAGGCCUAUCUUCCGGUGAAAUUGAGUUUGCUGAAACUGCGGCUGCGCAGUUACUGGAACCGGAUAACCAACGGCAACAUCAACCCCAUCCAAGACGACGAAGAGACCAAACCACGCCGGUCCUUCAAGGAAUGGGUUGCCGCGUUCCUUGAGAAUGACGAAGAGGAGGAGGCCAAUUAUCGUGCACAGAUGUACAAACGAGCCCAGGAGGAGGAGGACGAUAUCUUAUCGUCUUCGGAUUCGCGCCACGAGGAUGGCUACUAUGACGAUCUGGAGCUCGAGAUCGACGAGAGUGUCUUGGAGGGUCUGAUCAUUGUGGCUUUGGCGGCGACGCUACUCGUCCUGGUGUACAUGCGACAGCAACGCAACCGGCCACAGCAAAAUGACAACAACGCGGGCAAUGCCGGACAGAACGAGAACGACCGCGGGUUCUUCCCUCGUCCUGGAGAGCCCGAGUUUGCGCAGUGGUUGGCGGGAGGUGUAGGGCAUUGA